Zea mays is the source of this 1353-nucleotide messenger RNA. RefSeq lists its product as uncharacterized. The record is from RefSeq and is marked validated. Gene Ontology annotation, molecular function: protein dimerization activity. Lineage: Eukaryota; Viridiplantae; Streptophyta; Magnoliopsida; Poales; Poaceae. Gene Ontology annotation, biological process: regulation of DNA-templated transcription. The coding region runs from base 319 to 927 and encodes 202 amino acids. The transcript has a single exon.
GUUGGCGUUGCGGCAGAAAAUCCAAGCGGAUCACAGGAGGGAGGAGAGGAGGGAACCGAGCAGUGGAGCACCAUCGGCAUCGGCGUCGCCAUUUGCCGGUGCCGCACCGCACCCCCUUUAUAUCCCCCGUCUCCCACCUCUUUCGCCUCCCCUAUUUCCCAUCCCACCACCCACCCUGCCCCGACCCCGAGCGCAAAGCCAGCGCAGCGCCCAUCUCCUUCUUCCUCCUCGUUGGAUCGCAGCUCCUUGUUCCUCGCGUCCGAUACGCCAGGUUUUCCUUCUGCGAGCAACAAUUCUUGGCGCGCGCGCGCACUCGCAAUGGCGUCCACGUCCAGCUCGACGCCAGCGGCGGAGGUGGAGGAGAGGGGCCGGAAGCGGAAGCGCGCGGCCGGGGCGGCGCCGACGCAGCCGUCCGAGUGGCGGACGCGGCGCGAGCACGAGAUCUACUCGUCCAGGCUCCUCGAGGCGAUCCGCCUCGUGCGCGCGGGGCCCUCCUCCGCCGCCGCCGCCAAGGCGGCCCCGACGCGCAGCAGGGCCGUGCGCGAGGCGGCCGACCGCGCGCUCGCGGUCGCGGCGCGCGGGCGCACGCACUGGAGCCGCGCCAUCCUCGCGUCCCACCGCCGCCGCCUCCAGGCCGCGCACCGCGCGCGCCUUCGCGCCCCCGCGUCCCCGCCUCCGCGCCACGGCGCCUCCGCGGCGAAGGGCACCGCCGCGCUGCCUCCGGUGGCGAGGAAGGCCAUGGUGCUGGGCCGGCUGGUGCCCGGCUGCCGGAAGCUGUCGUUUCCGACGCUCCUCGCCGAGACCACGGACUACAUCGCGGCGCUCCAGAUGCAGGUCCGCGCCAUGACGGCCCUCGCCGAGGCGCUGUCCGCCGUCUCCUCAUCAUCUUCCGGCGCCGGCUCUUCCCCUUCCUCCUCGCCGGCGUGACCAACAUUCGUGGAUUCGUUGUAAAUUUUUUUUCCGUCUAUUUUUUCCCUCGCCCCGAAUUUUUCCUCGGGAUUAGUUAACCGCUAGCUUUCCCUCUUUCUAGUUUCCUUUGUCGUCUUGUUUCUCCCAGUUCGGUGAGCGGUUAGUGUUAUGAUGAAGACGACGACGACGACGAUGGCGUCCCAGCGAUUAACCCGUGCUGUAAUAUGUGAUAGAAGAAGCCGUAGCCCACAGUGGUUUUGCUGUCUCUAUCCUCUCCUCCCUCCGGCUCAGGAUUCUUUUGUAGCUUGGUUUGUUCUCACCUGCUUCGAUUCGCUCUCCGAUGAAUGCAGCUUGAAAUGUUGGUUCAGAUCACGUCAUCGUGUAUGAUGCAUCCUUUCAUGUGCUUCUUGCUCAACAUCCUGUAGCAUUUUCUCCAUGGCUUGC